Bolinopsis microptera is the source of this 2155-nucleotide messenger RNA. RefSeq lists its product as uncharacterized. The record is from RefSeq and is a predicted model, not a curated record. Bases 122 to 1423 code for a protein of 433 amino acids. NCBI's taxonomy places the organism in Eukaryota, Metazoa, Ctenophora, Tentaculata, Lobata, Bolinopsidae. The transcript is spliced from 9 exons.
AGCAUGUUUAUACGGUACGGGAGUUGCAAUUGUGAUUAACGUAUCUAGGGCGUGAGUAACUUUAACAGAAACUGAAAUUGAAACAGAAACAGAAACAGAAACAGAAACUAAAAGCGAACAUAUGUUUUCGAGCAAGGCCAACUUUUCUUGUGGUAUACCAGGAUGCAGCUACAAGUUCAAAUCAGGGGUAGACCACAUUGAGCACCUGACUGCCCACCACGGCUUCUCCUCCUCCCCCUUACCUCUCCUCCCCUCUACCUCUCCUGCUCGGCCUGCUCCUUCAACUCCUUCUGCUCCUUCCGCUCCUCCUGCUGAAGCUAGCUCUAGCUGUCCUACUGUUAUUUUCCAGGACCCUACCUUAGAACACGACAUUUACAUCAGCUACUGUCCUGACAACUGCAGUGGAGGCAGUGCCUUUACCAGCCGUUAUCAUGAUCCCAACCAGAUAGCGGCAGUUCUCUCCAAGACUUUUAAACCCUGGGUAGCUAGUGUGUGUCUCGGACCUUCUCACUCUGGAGACUUUUACGAGGACAGAGCUUUACAUCUCAAGAAAGUCAAGGUUUUUGUGGCACUGAUAUCACCGGAGUACUCGAACAGCGAUCAGUGUAAGAUGGAAUACCAGUUUGCGCUUCUGUCCCUCAAGAAACCUGUCUUACCUGUGAUUAUAGGACCCGGCAAAAUUAACGAUACUAUAGAAUCAUAUAUUGAGCAAGACGGCCGGAUACCCUUUAAAAUGGACAGUCCCGUAAGAAAUGAAGCAGAGUUUAAUGAGCGGAUGGAAUAUUUAGCAGAUGCUAUAAAGAAGAUGAUAAGUUCAGUUAAUACUGAUAGAGAAACUCAGCGGCUCCAUCAUCUUAAUAUAACGGAGGAACCCAGAGCUGGUGUUGGAAAUGGGCCCCCGUCCUACGAACAAGCCCUAACACAGGAACAGAGCCGCGUGGUAGAAGAUAUCAGAGAACGAGUACCGCAAGUCGGGGAUCGUGUGAUAGCGCACUGGCUGCAACACAGCUACUUUACAGCUAAGAUUGUCAAGUAUAUUAAGAGCUCCAUGAAGUUCGAGAUCAGAUGGGAUGAUCAGGAUGAGAGUGGCAGAUUCCCGGAUGUGACCAUGGUAGCUCUAGACAAGGUUCCUGAAAGAUGGGAAGUUUCCGUCGGUUCCAGGGUCUUCUUUCCUCAAGGUCAGUACUGUGGCCAGGAAGGGGUGAGAACAGGUGGUGGGAGGUAUCACGAGGGAAUAGUUACUAAAACAGAACCUUGCAGUGGAAACAGGUUACGAUGUCACGGACAUCACUUAAAGGGGGCGUCCGACGACAAGUGGGUCACAUACCAAGGCUACAAUUAUACCUUCUGCUGCUUUUCCGAUGACUUGAGAGUUGCUCCUAACCCUUAUAAUGUGACACACGCCUACUCUAACAUGUCAUGAUGUUUUUGUUAACAUUAUAUAGAUAUCGAUGCUGGUGGAAGUGGACCAAAUUUUUUUCUGACAUGUGAUAGUGAUUAACAAAUAAGCUUCAAGCAUUGUUCAAUUCCAACCCAGAAUCACUGUCACGUGUCAAAACUGAUCUCUGGUCGAUCUCCCCGCCAGUUUCCAGAUCUAGUAUAGUUAUAAUUAUUGUAGUUGUAUAGUAUGUUAAUAUAUUAUGAAUGUUUAGUUGAUUAUUGUAGAUAACAUAGUAUUAUGAUAUUUUCCAGAGCACACGGAAGUUACUUAUGUUAAUAUUUACUGUAAAUAGUAUGCUAUUGUCUUUAAGUGUUAAGGUUUUAGAUUGUGUACUGUAUUUACCGCUUUCAUUUUUUGUAGCUUUUUUAUAGUAUCUCUGUAAUCAGACUUUAAUAUAUUGCAAAUUAUGAUCGUACCAGUCGAUGUCGGAAGCAGAACGGCAGCAAAAAUGCAACAUAUAAUUAAACAAUUAUUCCUCCGUUUAAUUUUAAUUUCACUCGUUCUACCAUUGACUUGUACGACUGAGAUUUUGAUUGAUUCAUUUAUUCAGUUUCAUGUACACUUUCAAUUAUAGUGAGUUUAAAGUUGACAGUUGACAUAAUAUUGAAAAAGGGCAGUUUUCAUCUUUUGUCAAUGUAAUGAGAUUUUGCAUUAAUAUUAGUUAUUAUUGUAUCUAUCCGAAUAGUUAAUUUGUUAAUACCAAAUUGAUACAUG